UCAUUUUUCAGGGUGAAUCAGGACUUGAUGGUAUGAAAGGUGAAAAAGGAGAACUUGGAGAAAGAGGAAUGCCUGGACCAAAAGGUAACACUGGUUUAGUAGGACUUCCCGGCACCAAAGGAGAAAAGGGCAAAACAGGCGAACCAGGAUUAGAUGGUUUUCCAGGGUUAAGAGGUGAAAAAGGAGACAGAGGGGACAAAGGAGAAAAGGGAGAGAGAGGCAUGCAAGGCAAAAAAGGGUUAAAAGGACAAAAAGGCGAGAACGGACCUCCAGGAUUGGAUCAGCCAUGUCCUGUGGAAAUGCCAGGAUGCAGAGGAGACAAGCGGGAGGUGGGCUUGCCAGGCCUGGAUGCCCCCUGCCCUUUGGGUCCCGAUGGACUUCCCAUACCAGGAUGUUGGCAUAAGUAAUCACUAACCAUCAGGCAUGGAGUGUGUACAUAUUAAUAUGGUAUAUUUUUUGGCCAAAAGGCUUUUUUUUCUUUUGUAAAGAAACCUUUUUUUAUUAAUAUAUUGAGCAUUUAUAAAACAAACAAACAAACCUUGUCGAUUAUCUAGUACCUCUGAACAUGUACUUGUUUUUAAAAAAUGCUGAAGCCGCUAGGAUAUAACCAACCUGCUACAGCAAACCAAGUGUCCAGUGCUGUGGGCUAUGAAUGCUGCUAUGUGGACUAAAACUUAACUUGUGCUGUAGGCCCGAAAGGGAGAGUAGCAUGGAAAGCUGGGCUGAAAAUGUCUACGCUUUACAGCAAUGGAACACUUAGCUUUUUUUCCUUCCUAAAAAAGGGAGAAUCGACUCAAAUCCAGCAUAAACGGAAAAGAACGUCUCAGCCAUAAUGAAAAACACUGAAUCGUCUAAUUAUUUAGGGGUCUCGUCUACGCCAAGGGAAGGAUGUGCUCAGCCCAUGACCCAAAGUCGGGAAGAGCUGCGAUGCCUCUCUGCGCAUCGGGAUCGUGACGUGUUGAAAUCAGACUUGGGAGCCAUCGUUGUUAGGAUGUGUCCUGGCUGGGAAGGAACAGAGGAGCAUGAAGGAACAUCCUGCUAAAAUAAAUAAAUAAAAGCGCUGUAGAUAUUAAAAGAGUUUUGGUUGCCUUUGCUGAGUGCAUUCUGUAUGAAGCCAUUUAGUAAUCCACGUGUGACUAUUAAAGCUGCCUUGUAACUGAAAUGAGAGUAGCGACGCCAAAAAGUGUGUCUUGUGUGCCGAGGUGGCGGCUGCCGACAUUUACGGACAAUCGUAUCGCAUCGUACCCUGACCUGCGCGCCGACAUGGACAGACUUCAGGAAUCCCCGUCUCUGGGAAUUUGUUUGGAAAGGAAUUGUACCUUUGGACAGCAGGAUCAAUAAAGGUCAGAUGUUAGCGGCGUGAGGUCAAAGCCAACAUACUAUAUAUAUUAUAUAUUAUUUUUUUUUUGUGCAUAGCAUUUGUAUUUGAGACUCAGCUUGUUAUCUGUAAUUCAGUCACAAUGUAUAUAUUUAAAUGGUAAAAAGCUGGAUUUCUCUGUGUAUUUUUUAAUUAAACUUGGAAUUUAAAAAAAAAAA
Molecule: messenger RNA, 1536 nt
Organism: Erpetoichthys calabaricus (reedfish)
Lineage: Eukaryota; Metazoa; Chordata; Cladistia; Polypteriformes; Polypteridae
Product: collagen alpha-1(XXIII) chain-like
Exons: 8
Coding region: 33-407 (124 amino acids)
Source: RefSeq, a predicted model, not a curated record